AUGAGUGAACACACUGAAACUUUUGUAAAUAAUAUUACAAAUAACAUUAAAAAUAAUUCGUUACAAAAGGAAAUUUCUGAUUUCAUUAGGUUAAUUAAUGAGCUAAAAUUAAAAAUUAAAGAAAUAAAAGAACAACUUGCCUCAACUAUAACAAAAGCGAAAAACCAUGAAAUAAAAACAAAUCAAGGAAUAUCAUUACUUGAAAUAAAAUAUCAUACAUUAUUGGAAUAUAUUACUUCUUUAACUUUUAUAAUUUAUAUGAAAUUAAAUGGUCAAUCAAUACAAAACCAUCCUGUUAUUGAAAAUUUAAUUGAACAAAGAAUUGUUAUAGAAAAGUUAAAACCUUUAGAACAAAAAUUAAAAUAUCAAAUCGAUAAAUUAAUUAGAGCUACUAUCGUUGAUAACAAUGAUGAUAUCAAGUUGAACAAUAAUAAUAUAAGUGGGAAUAGUUUGACAUUGUCUGAUCCUUUGUCAUUCAAACCGAACCCACAGAAUCUUGUAACUAAAUUUGAUGGAACAAAUAAUGUUGGUUCGAACACUGGAGUUUACAAAGCACCAAAAUUGGCCCCAGUACAUUUUGAAGAAGACAAAGAUGUCAAAUCUAAAAGAGAACAAGAAGAAUCAAGAUUAUCAUCAAGAGCGUCAAAAUCUCGUUUAAUAAAAGAUUUAAUAGAUGAAUACGAUGAUCGUCCUGAAGAAUCAAGAAUAAUAGGUUCUACCAACAAUAUUCCAGAUACUCAAAAUAAUGACGAUAUUGAAUUAGAAGAAAGGUUACGUUAUGAAGAAGAAAACUUUAUUAGAUUAACUCUUUCUAAAAAAGAUUUAAAGAAACUAAAGAAGAAUAAAAGAUUUGAAGAUGAAUUUGAGAAUUUGAACGAUUUUAGCAGUAUUGCGACUUUACACCAAGAUGUUGAAGCUUCGGAAAAAGAGCGUACCAGUGUUCUUGGUAGACGUAACGCAAGACGCGAUUUACUUCAUCAAGAUAUGUCUGAUGGUGGUGAUGAGGCUUUAUCUUCUAAACGUGGUGGAAAUAAAAAUGGGCUAUUUAACGGAUUAAUAUCUGAUCCGUCACAAAUUAAAAAACGAAAAGAUAAAUUUAACAUGGCAAAGAAGAAUCUAAAAAGACAAAAACGCAAAUAA
Molecule: messenger RNA, 1140 nt
Organism: Funneliformis caledonium
Lineage: Eukaryota; Fungi; Glomeromycota; Glomeromycetes; Glomerales; Glomeraceae
Source: the annotation of a GenBank genome assembly